Molecule: messenger RNA, 1695 nt
Organism: Sinocyclocheilus grahami
Lineage: Eukaryota; Metazoa; Chordata; Actinopteri; Cypriniformes; Cyprinidae
Product: ubiquitin thioesterase ZRANB1-like
Exons: 7
Coding region: 43-1695 (550 amino acids)
Biological process (GO): cytoskeleton organization; positive regulation of Wnt signaling pathway; protein K29-linked deubiquitination
Cellular component (GO): nucleus; cytoplasm
Molecular function (GO): cysteine-type deubiquitinase activity; K63-linked polyubiquitin modification-dependent protein binding
Source: RefSeq, a predicted model, not a curated record
AUAUGAGUAUUGUGAGUGUGUGAGUGUGUGUGCUGAUCCAUCAUGACAGAGCUGUGUGUGAAGUGGUCGUGUGAGUACUGCACGUAUGAAAACUGGCCAACUGCUAUUAAGUGCACCAUGUGCCGAGCGCAGCGGCCCAGCGGAACCAUCAUAACAGAGGAACUGUUCCCGAGCGGCGCCGGACACCAGUGUGACCCCGUGUGCAACGACAGCCUGCUCAUCUGCCCUGAUUCCAGCGCCCGGCCCCGCGUCCGCCCGGCCCAGUCCUCCGAGCACAGCAGCAAAUGGUCGUGUCAGGUGUGCACUUACCUGAACUGGCCCAGAGCGAUCCGCUGCACCCAGUGCCGCAGUGUCCGGCAGCGCAUCUACAGCCCCACAGAAACCCCGCAGACGUCCGGAACCGGCCCUCCAGCGGAUCCGUGUGAGGAAUACAACGACCGGAACCGACUCCACACACGAGCGCAGUGCUGGACCUGCUCGGUCUGCUCGUACGAGAACUGGCCCAAAUCCUCUCGCUGCGUGGUGUGUGACCACCCCAGACCCAACGACGCCUUCCAGCCGCGCGAGCCUGACGAGCCCUCGUCCGUGAUUAACGAGCGGGACCGCGGCCGAGCGCGGGGCGUAUGCAGCGGGGCGCAGCGGCUCUCACCUGCCUCCUCUAAACAUGAGGCGGAGCUGCAGAUCGAGCUGGCCGCUGGAGCUCAGAGCGGGAACGAGGAGAUCGAGGUGGACUUCAAGAAGCUCAAACAGAUCAAGAACCGCAUGAGGAAGACAGACUGGCUGUUUCUCAACGCCUGCGCUGGUGUAGUCGAAGGUGAUCUGUCUGCGGUGGAGGCCUACAAGUCCUCAGGAGGAGACAUCGCGCGUCAGCUGACCUCCGACGAGGUGCGUCUGCUCAAUCGACCCUCAGCGUUCGACAGCGGCUUCACUCUCGUUCACCUCGCCAUCCGCUUCCAGAGACAGGACAUGCUGGCCAUUCUGCUGACGGAGGUUUCCCAGCAGGCCGUCAAAUGCAUCCCAGCGAUGGUUUGUCCUGAACUGACGGAGCAGAUUCGCAGAGAGAUCAGCGCAUCGCUGCACCAGCGCAAGGGAGACUUCAACUGCUACUUCCUGACAGACCUCGUCACAUUCACCCUGCCGGCAGAUAUUGAAGAUCUGCCUCCUGCCGUUCAGGAGAAGCUCUUUGAUGAAAUCCUCGACCGCGACGUUCAGAAGGAGCUGGAGGAGGAGUCUGCAGUCAUUAACUGGUCUCUGGAGCUGGGCACGCGUCUGGACAGCCGUCUGUACGCUCUGUGGAACCGCACCGCUGGAGACUGUCUGCUGGACUCUGUUCUACAGGCCACAUGGGGCAUCUAUGAUAAAGACUCUGUGCUGAGAAAAGCUCUCCAUGACUGUUUACACGACUGCUCUCACUGGUUCUACUCACGCUGGAAGGAGUGGGAAUCGUGGUAUUCUCAGAGUUUUGGGCUUCAUUUCUCUCUGAGAGAAGAACAGUGGCAGGAGGACUGGGCCUUCAUCCUCAACCUCGCCAGUCAGCCCGGGGCGAGUUUGGAGCAGACUCAUAUAUUUGUUCUGGCUCAUAUCCUGCGGCGGCCCAUCAUCGUUUACGGAGUGAAGUAUUACAAGAGUUUCCGAGGCGAAACCUUAGGCUACACUCGAUUUCAAGGUGAGGCGAUCACAAGAGCUCUUUAUUAA